Messenger RNA from Bufo gargarizans (Asiatic toad), 3589 nucleotides. Its product is annotated as gastrula zinc finger protein XlCGF17.1-like. The record is from RefSeq and is a predicted model, not a curated record. NCBI's taxonomy places the organism in Eukaryota, Metazoa, Chordata, Amphibia, Anura, Bufonidae. The transcript is spliced from 2 exons. The coding region runs from base 245 to 1309 and encodes 354 amino acids.
GUCUCAGUACCCUGCAUGACGAUUACUUAUAUCGGGAGGACUUUACAAAGACCAGAUUUGAGAACCUUCUGUAAAUUCAUCUGAUCCACUCUAUCAAAUGCCUCUUCAGUACUGGUGUUAAGAAGAACGAAGAGUACCUUGUACCGCCUGGCAUCACAUAUGGCGUGGACGGACCCGAACUGUAUUCAAAAAUCCCAGUAGGAACUCUGAGGGAAACGUCAGAUCACAGAAUUAUAAAGAGGUCAUGCAUCGCUCUUCAGGAGAAAACCCUAUUAACUUGAAUGUACAUCCAGGACUUCACUCUACGUAUCUUUCAUGUAAUCCUCCUAAUCAUGAGGAAUCUUCUAAUCUACCACAGAUUGGUACAUGUCCAUAUCUGUCAGGGAAUCCUCCUAAUCAGGAGGAACCUUCUCCUGGCCAAUCACAGAUCGUUACCACAAAUACAAGAAAGAAAGGAGGUAACGAGCUUUAUUGUGGAGAAUGUAGAAAGGAGUUUACAAGCUAUGCUAGUUUUUCUGUACAUAAAAAAAAGCACACAGGAGAGAAGCCACAUUCAUGUUCAGAAUGCGGGAAAUGCUUUAUGAUGAAAUCAACUCUUGUAAGACAUUUGAGAGUUCACACAGGGGAGAAACCGUAUUCAUGUUCAGAGUGUGGAAAAUGUUUUGCAGAUAGAUCUGCUCUGUUUGUACAUCAGAGAAGUCACACGGGAGAGAAGCCAUAUUCAUGUCCAGAAUGUGGGAAAUACUAUGUAGAUAAAUCAUAUAUUAUUAAACAUCAGAAAAUUCACACAGGGGAGAAACCAUAUUCAUGUUCUGAAUGUGGGAGACGUUUCUCAGAAAAAUCAAGUCUUGUCAUGCAUCAGAAAAUUCACACAGGAGAGAAGCCGUAUUCAUGUUCAGAGUGUGGGAAAUGUUUUAGAAAUAUAUCAGCUCUUGGGAAACAUGAGAAAGUUCACACAGGAGAGAAGCCAUUUUCAUGUUCAGUAUGUGGAAAAUGUUUCACGGAAAAAUCAAGUCUUGUUAUACAUGAGAGAGUUCACACAGGAGAAAAACCUUUCUCAUGUGUAGAAUGUGGAAAAUGUUUUGCAAGUAGUUCACAUUAUUCAACACAUAAGAGAUAUCACACAGGAGAGAAGCCAUAUUCAUGUUCAGAAUGUGGGAAAUGCUUCACAGAAAAAGCCCAACUCCGUGUACAUCUGAGCACUCACUCAGGCGACAGGCCGCAUCAGUGUGCCGUAUGUAAAAAAGGCUUUGCAACUAAAUCAAUACUUAGUAGACAUGAAAAAAUUCACACAAAGACAUCCGUUUGAGGAUUUUUUUUUUAAUAAGAACUAUCAAUAAAUCCCAUUGUCUGAAAGAAUACUAUGGGCUGUAGAAGACUCUGCUUCGUAAUAUGUUGUCUCUCUACCAGCUGGAUGCCACCACUCCCCCCAUGCUUCACCACUCUGCCCCUUUAUUGAUUGAUACCUUUUAAUUGCGAACUGAAAAACAUUACAAAAUUGCAUUUUUUUAAAACUACUCUGAUCUCUUCAGAUACUGUGCCCUAACGUGUCUGAAGAAGUCACAUACUUAUGCACAAAAUACAUUGGAAUAGCGAGGUUGGUGAGACAAGUGAUGUAGAGCAGAUGACUAGGAGCGGACCAGUUGUAGCAGUAAAUUGGGUUGCAAAAUCCAUGACAAUAAUUCCUGAUCUGAGUGCGUCAAAGGUUGUCAUGAGCUUGUACUGCCAGAUUGUCCUGCUCCUCUGAGAUUUUAUAUUCGCUUUUAAUAUCAGAACUUUCAUGUCUGUAAUGAUGUAGUCAUAACUAUAGGAAUGUUUUGGUACAGGUGGAAGACCUUUCCUUUUUUCUUUUGCGUUGCGAUGAGCUCUUUAUUCUUCUUCUAAGCCUCUGAAGACUAUAUCGCGUUUGGCUCUAGUGGAGGACACAAUAGUGCUCACCAAGACUGGCGUUGAGUUGGCUUGGUGAUCGCACAUAUCCACAGAAGACCAGCAACGCAACUGGAAGUAAAAUGAUGCCACGAUAUGCAAAUACAUUACACUGGCGAUAUCAUAAUCAUUCCGACUGGAUUUAAACAACAACUAAGAACGUUCCAGGAAAGCUCAUCAUUUUCAUCCCACCAUCAAUUCCCCUGGUACCUGACGAAUUGUAAGACCAUACACAAUGACCACUAAUGAUACAGAUACCCAAUACAUAUCAGGAUUAUGAGAUCCCAGGUACCUUCACCUCCACCAUGCCAUAUGCGAUCUACUUCAUGAAAAUGACUAGAGAUGAUCGAUUCGACUUCGGAUGCUACAUCCGAAGUCACUUCGCUAAAAAAUUUGUUAUAAUACUGUACGGAGAUCCUUCUAAGUACAGUAUUGGAAUGUACUGCCUCUGAUGAUGUGAAAGCUGUUAUUCACCAAGUGUCGCGUGACUGUUGAAUAAUGUUGGUAAUUGAUUACUACAGCAAAAAACCUUGGAACCAAACUCUGCUUCGUUUUAAAGUGGGUUUUCACUGUAAUAAUCAAUUACCGAAGUUAUUCACACGUGACUUCCUGAAUAACAGACUUCGUCUCAUUGGAGGGAGUACAUUCUAAUGCUGUACGGAGAAGGAUCUCCGUACAGCAUUAUAACAAAUUUUUUUGCGAAGCGGCUUCAGAUGUAGCAUCCAAAGCUCGCUUCGCUUAUCUCUAAAAAUGACCUACUGGGGUCUUCAUGUAGAUGAAACUGGUCAAAAGCUUAGAAUAAGAAUGAACUCUCAUCGCCAGAGCAAGGAAAGACCUACCUGUACCAAAGCAUUUUUACAGACAUGAUGAUCUUGAUAUUAAAGGGGAAUUUUAAAUCUGAGAGGGACAGGAGAACGUAGGAACACAAUCUCAUGAAAACCUUUGAUACACUCUGAUCAGGAAAUAAUGUGUCACAUGGAUUUAUGUUUAUGAAUUUGCUCCUCAGAUCUCUUGGGUUCAUCAUUAUGAUUCUCUGUAGCUGCCGCACCAGUUUCCUCCACCGUACAUAUUGGUCGGUCCUUCAUAAUUGUCUCCUCUUCCUCACUAUUCCUCUGUCCUUUUGUGUAUAAAUCUACGACUCUUCAGAUACUUGUCAUCUGAUGAAGGGACUUGAGUGGUCUUGUAAGCUUGCCGUUUUGCCAUCUUUUCCAUUAAGAGGUAGCUGCUACUAAUGAAUCUCCUUUUUAUAUUGGCUUAAUGAUGUCAUUGAGAAUUAUGAAAUUUUAGGGUGGUCGUCAAUUUAAGUAUAACCUCCCAAGCUGAUUCUUUUUUCUCCUGCCUCCAGUUGAAACAUAUUAGGCAGAAACUGAGUAUAUCGAGAGAAGAUAUAAUCCCUGUAUCAGGAAUAUGUCAGAUGGUGACAAGCCUCCCCCUCGGUUUCCUUGUUUGUUGUACAGUAUUUUAUAUGAUGUGCGUGUCACCUCCUCCUGGUGUAUAAAUGACAACCCCAAUUCCCAAAAAGUUGGGGCAAUGUGUAAAAUGUAAAUAAAAACUGAAUGUGAUGAUUUGAUUCUCCUAGACCCAUAAUUUAUUCACAGUAGACCUUAGAUUGUCAGCCCCACAGGGGACAGUGUGAUAUGAUAUUUAUGUCUGUAAAGCGCCG